Sinocyclocheilus grahami is the source of this 4146-nucleotide messenger RNA. RefSeq names its product spalt-like transcription factor 1b (gene sall1b). The record is from RefSeq and is a predicted model, not a curated record. Gene Ontology annotation, molecular function: protein binding; DNA-binding transcription factor activity, RNA polymerase II-specific; RNA polymerase II cis-regulatory region sequence-specific DNA binding. Gene Ontology annotation, biological process: regulation of transcription by RNA polymerase II. Gene Ontology annotation, cellular component: nucleus. The coding region runs from base 173 to 3910 and encodes 1245 amino acids. The transcript has 4 exons. Lineage: Eukaryota; Metazoa; Chordata; Actinopteri; Cypriniformes; Cyprinidae.
GUUGUGGGAAUGUGUUUAAUUUGGAUAUUGUGGUCGACAGCGCGGUGAUUCCCGCGGUAGAUUUACCCAGACCGGGGCUCACUGACAAGGAUGCUUUUGGUUGGACACUGAUUCAUUUUGAUGAAAGGACACUUGUGGAUUCUUCAGGGAGGUAAACAGGUUUUAUUUCAGCAUGUCCCGGAGGAAACAAGCGAAGCCACAGUAUGUUCUCAUCGAUCAUACAAUGGAGAAUGACCCCACUCCAACCUGCAAUGUCCAUAUUUGUGAACAAUGCUGUGCUGAAUUUUCCAGUAUAACAGACUUAUACCAACAUCAGAAAGACUGUUUGAAAGUUCUAAUAGUAAGUGAAAACGAAAGCCUAGAUUCUCCACCUUCUGGCCUAACAAUUAAUUCACCAUUCUUCAACACUGAGGAGCAUUUGGAUGGAGUGACAAGUAAUGACACUAAAGAGGAACUUUGUGACUUUUCUAUUGAUGGAACAUCAGUGGAAGUUGAUGAAUCCUUACAUACAUUUGAAAACAACAGUCAUGACACGGCCAAAAAGUCUUAUUUACAUAAUAAUAAUGAAAACAGUGAUAAUGCUGAUGGCUUUAGCUUAGCAUGCCCAGCUUUACUACCCCAAGAGAAUACCUUACUUGAGUUAUGUAAAUCAUCAGCCAUUAACAGCAAUGUCUUCAUUGAGAACCUAGAAAACACCAAAGUUGCUGUUGCUCAGUUCUCACUCGAAACUAGUUUAAAUCCAAAGACAAGUUUCAGAAAUGCUAGCAACAGCAAAAUGGCCGUUUCUGGUUUGAUUGAGCAGCUGUUAGCACUGCAGCAACAGCAGGUGCAGCAGCUAAAACUAAUUGAAGAAAUUCAACAUCAAAUAAUGCUAUUAGCAGCCCAAAAUUCUGAUACACCUGUGGCCAAAAACACCUAUGGUGGUCUGUCUCAAACCAGUUCACUGAUAAAACUUAGCUCACACCUCUCUGAACAACAGACAGCAGCUGCGGGGCUUGUAGAAAACCUAGCUACUACUGCUAAACAGUCUAAACAUGUUAUUUCGCAAAACGCCCAAGAUGGCUUAAAGGGUGAUAAAGGAAACUCCCAAUUGACUGAUGAAAACAGAGGCAACCCUUUGCCAUCAAAUGUUGGUAGUGAUCUGUGUAGCAAUCAGUCUUUGCAUGGUAACGCACUCAGUGAUACAGUUGAUGGCACAGCUCAUUUAAAAUCGCCUUCACAAUCUCCUGCUUCAAUUACAGGUGCCAUUCUAAACAAACUUGAAUUACCCCAUAAACCAAACAGCAUUAAUAUUUCUGCGAACUCCUUGCCUAGUUUUGGGGCAAUUGUGGAGGACCUGAAUGCUUUGACUGCCCUAGCCCAACAUAGGAAAGCCAAACCCCUCACUGUGAGUUUAUGUGAACACAAGAGACCAGCUGAAGAUUGUACAUUCAAGCACAAAUGCAGGUUCUGUGCUAAAGUAUUUGGAAGUGAUAGUGCUUUGCAAAUACACCUGCGUUCUCACACUGGAGAGCGACCCUACAAAUGUAACAUAUGUGGAAAUCGAUUUUCCACCCGUGGAAAUCUUAAGGUCCAUUUCCAUCGUCACAAGGAGAAGUAUCCUAACAUACUAAUGAAUCCUUAUCCAGUUCCAGAGCAUUUAGAUAAGGUCCCAACCAGCACAGGUAUUCCAUAUGGCAUGUCUCUGCCUCCUGAGAAGCCUGCUCUCAACUGGUUGGAUAGUAAACCUUUAGUGGGUAACUCACUUGGCUUUAGGCUUCCAUCAUCUUUGCCAAGUCUUCUACCCAUCAUUAAAAAAGAGGAGGAAGGGGUAACAGUAACUAAACCUUAUAGACCUGUUGUCAGUGAGGUGUGUGAGAGAAGUAAUGGGCAUCAAGAGGGAUUUGGUUGUAGCCCUCCUCUAAUUUCAAAUGAGAAAUUUCAAGAGGUUACACAACCCUUGAGUGUUGCUAACUUACUAAGCUCCUCAGGGAAAGGUUCCAGAGAUGACAUUGCUAUUAAUACCUCGGUCAGUACAAGCUUAAUAACUGAGUUAAAAUCAGAGCAGCUUGAAACCAAAUUUCUUUUUGGAAGUCUUCCAAAUACUCCUGGAGCAUCUGAGACUUCAAAGCUGGAGCAGUUAGUAGAGAACAUUGACAAGAAGUCGUCUGACCCAAAUGAGUGUGGAAUCUGCCACCGGGUUCUUAGCUGUCAAAGUGCCCUUAAAAUGCAUUACCGCACACAUACUGGAGAAAGGCCAUUCAAAUGCAGAGUGUGUGGACGGGCUUUUACAACCAAGGGCAAUCUCAAGACACACUAUAGCAUUCAUUGUUCCAUGCCACCUCUUAGAAUACAGCAUUCUUGCCCCAUAUGUCAAGACAAGUUUACAAAUGCAAUGGUUCUACAGCAGCAUAUCCACAUGCAUAUGGGUGGUCACAUUCCUAAUGUCCCAUUGCAUGAUAGCUGUGCAGAACCCAUGGAUCAGGAUGCUGAAUUUGUAGAAGGUAGGACCUUGGAAGAGGAUACCUUGCCCAGUGAGAACAUGGACAUAAUGGAAGGUGCAUCCUAUACAAAAUACCCAGACUCUUUACCGGACAGUCUAUGUUCUUCACCUGCUUCUUCUGAGCUCACCAGAGCAACUGGGUCAGAGAGUCAGAUUGCAGUUUCGAAUGUGGAGAAUUUGUCAAAGAUCAAUAAGUUGACUAUGGGGAAUGGAUCAGUGGAUGGAGAUUGCUUAACCCAUAGAUCAUCUUCACUAGAUAGUGACCAUGAGAGUUUAAGGAGAAGGAUUUCGGCCAACACUGAGAUGACACCCUACUGGAACCCAUCCUCCCCCAAUGGCUCUGCUUAUGAAAGGCAAGGAUACACUACAACUGACAGAAACCUGAAAUCUGCUGAAUCAAACAGCUCAAGCCUACAACCCAAUCUUAUAGUGUCUAGGUUACUAGAUGGAGAUAUACCAAAAGAUAGCUUGACCAUGAUUUUUCCCUUUAAUGAGCAGGGAUCCCUGAAAAGCAAUGUUUGUGAUAUCUGCAACAAGACAUUUGCCUGUCAAAGUGCUUUGGAUAUUCAUUAUCGAAGUCACACCAAAGAGCGCCCAUUCAUCUGCACUGCAUGCAACAGAGGGUUCUCAACCAAAGGUAACCUUAAACAGCACAUGCUUACCCACCAGAUGCACGAUUCACAGUUGUUUGAGCCAGCAAAUCAGAUCCUGAUUUUUUCACCAAACCAGUUUCUACCCUCAGUGGAACCAAUCAUUCCCUCAAAAAGAAUUGAACACAAUGGGCUCACCAAAAAAGAUCCUAAAGAGUCACCCACAGGUAUAGUUAGCUCAGCAGCUUCCACAUUACCUGUACUCUCUACACCAGCAUUAACAGCAACACCACUUCGGCGAACAGCUAAACAGCACUUCUGCCACACUUGUGGAAAGACCUUCUCUUCUUCAAGUGCACUGCAAAUUCAUGAAAGAACCCACACUGGUGAGAAACCAUUCUCCUGCAACAUAUGUGGACGUGCAUUUACCACUAAAGGAAAUUUGAAGGUUCAUAUGGGAACUCACAUGUGGAGCAGUUCUCCGGCCAGACGGGGUCGCAGACUUUCUGUUGAUGAUCCAUUCCUUAGAUCCAAUUCCGAGCGAUUCCAGGACUCUUCCCCAAAAGAUGUUGUGGGUAAAGUGCGUAAUGGAAAUUCCUUAGGCCUCUGGAGCCAGUAUACCUCUUUCACUAAUGGUUUUGGUGUGAGGAUUAAUGAAAUACCUGUAAUUCAAAAUGGUGCCAUACCUCACCUCCCGAUUUCUGCUGGGCAACUGGAAAACAUAGAAAAAUUGCAAUUCAACAGAGCUUUACCUUGGCUCGAGAGAUUAAGCGAAAAUGGUGCAACUUUUAAUUUCCGGCAGUUGGUUGAAGACAAUAAAACAACAGUGACAAAUUGAAUUUCGUCUUUUAAGAUGCAAACCCAUGCAUUCAAAUGUGAUGCAAUUUCAUAUGUGUGUUCUUUCAUUAGGAUUUUUGUACAAGCAUACCCUAUUUAGUGACAUUAAUACAAAUUCUGCUGUUGGUUAAUUUUCCCUAGUUAGAGCAGAUCUUCACAACUGAAGUAGUGUUGAUUGUAUUGUAUAAAUUUGAUGUUUUUUGUUGUUUGGUGAGGAACAUUAUAAGUAUUGCUAAU